AUGGCGCUGCCCGGCUCCUCACAAGCAGAGACUUGGAACCUGGAUCCUUCGGUUUCUACGGCCUCUUUGCCCUUAGGACCUCAGGAGCAGGAGGUUGGCGGAGGCCCUGGAGCGUCUGGGGGGCUUCCGCUAGAGAAAGUGAAGCGGCCCAUGAACGCCUUCAUGGUGUGGAGCUCUGCUCAGCGCCGCCAGAUGGCGCAGCAGAACCCCAAGAUGCACAAUUCUGAGAUCUCGAAGCGCUUGGGCGCUCAGUGGAAGCUGCUGGACGAUGAAGAGAAGAGACCCUUCGUGGAGGAGGCUAAGCGUCUUCGUGCCCGCCACCUCCGUGACUACCCCGACUACAAGUACCGACCCCGGCGAAAAAGCAAAAACCCGGGCACCGGGUCGGUCCAUUUCAGCCAGGGAGGAGGUGGCCCGGUAUGUGGAGGCCCACACUGGGGGCCGGGGUACACAACUACCCAAGGGAGUAGGGGCUUUGGGUACCAGCCCCCCAACUAUUCGACAGCCUACAUGCCUGGCAGUUACACCUCUUCCCACUGCAGACCGGAGGCCCCCUCACCGUGUACCAUCCCUCAGAGCGAUCCUAGGCUCCAAGGGGAGCUAAUACCCUCCUUCCCCCAUUACCUAUCUCCAGGCUCUCCCACUCCAUAUAAUACUUCCCUUGCUGGUGCCUCCAUGCCAGUAACCCACCUUUAA
Molecule: messenger RNA, 696 nt
Organism: Rattus rattus (black rat)
Lineage: Eukaryota; Metazoa; Chordata; Mammalia; Rodentia; Muridae
Gene: Sox15
Product: SRY-box transcription factor 15
Exons: 2
Coding region: 1-696 (231 amino acids)
Biological process (GO): anatomical structure morphogenesis; negative regulation of transcription by RNA polymerase II; cell differentiation
Molecular function (GO): DNA-binding transcription factor activity, RNA polymerase II-specific; RNA polymerase II cis-regulatory region sequence-specific DNA binding
Source: RefSeq, a predicted model, not a curated record